CAAUUCGUCGCUUCUUCAAACUGGCUUCCCAAUCACUGUUAUCCGGGCCGAAGCAUCAUUAAAUGUUUCACAAAGCUUCGCCAUGCACCGCGCGAUCGAAUUGGGUUGCACCGUGUUCCUGGUCGAAGAGGAUUCCGUCAUUCGAUUCCUAGACAGCUAUAUUCCAACUCACGACGGAACCAACUUUCGUCGUCCGGAGAAAUACAUAAUUAUGUCAAUUCAAACUCCCGGGAAAAAUGCGACGGAGCUUUUGCGUAGAAUCCAACAACAUCCGGCGAUCGACGAAAUUGCAAACCUGCUGCUGCUGGUAACUAACGGUAGUCAAAUCGAUUUACUAACGCAUCGUUUUGUCGGUAACGUGCCGCAAUCACGUGAGCUGCUCCUGUUGGAUACGUUUUUACUAAGCAACGAAACAUCCGUUCAGGGCGGUAAUCUGUUCCCGGACAAAUUGUCCAACCUAAUGGGAAAAAGGAUGCGCGUAGCGACUUUCCAUCUUCUGCCAUGGUCAAUGAUGCGUCCGGUGGACGACGGUAUCGUGCUAUAUCUGAACCAAUCGUAUACUAUAGAUGGACUUGAUGGAUAUAUUCUAAUUCAGUUUUGCCUUUGGUAUAAUUGCACCUGGGAGCUUUUUGUUGAUCAAGAAAAUCAAUAUGGAGUCGUGUUUGAAAACCACACCGGAAAUGGAAUGAUCGGAUCAUUGGUGGAACGCAAAGUUGACCUAGCAAUCGGAGCGGUCGGUGCUUGGGCAUCACUGUUUCAGUAUUUUAGCUUUUCGAAUCCAAUCAUGUGGAUAGGAGUGACCUCACUCACACCCAGACCCAGGUUGGUUCCACCGUGGAAGAUCGUAUUCAUGAUGUUCACCAACACUGUUUGGUUCCUUUUGAUUGCCACCUUCAUAGUGGUAGUGUUGUUUGAGUAUCAUUUGCCAAAAGGUAAUGCUUCCCUGUUGAAUCGCAAAAGAAGUCUAUCACGAAGUUUCCUCAAUGUUUUUGGCGCGUUUUUACUGCUUCCAUCCGAGAUGAGGAGAGGUCGGAUAUCGGAAAACAUUCUUUCGAUUUCGCUUACAAUUUGUACCUUUCUUGUUGGAUACGUUUAUAUCGGCAAAAUUCAUAGCAUUCUAGCGGUUCCAGUUUUUCAACCUCCCAUAGAUAAUGUUUACGACUUGGCUGUGAGUGACAAACACUGGAAUGCACCGCACGAGGCUUGGAUGUACGCAUUGAUUGGAUCGCUGAAUCCAUACGUCCAAAAAAUUCUAACAACCUUUAGAGUAACCCCAAUCGAUGAACUUAAACAUAUCGCUGAUGAAGGUGAGGAAGCUCUGGUGGUUGCUGUGCUUAAUUUUGGUCAUUUCAUGGUCGGACCCUGGUUUACGGCGGAAAACAUAGAAAACUAUCGACUCAUGUCGGAGCUGAUUUACUUCGAAUAUGACACUGCGUACGCUACCAAAACUUGGCCCAUGUUGGAACGAUUUAAUUACCUUAUCGGGUGGAUUCGUGACGCCUGUCUGUGUCGAUUCGUGGAGUCGGAGGAUGUAUUUCGCUACAUGAAUUAUAGAGUUCAAAUCUCGAUCGAACAUUCGCGCGACAAGCCACACAAUGUGUUGAAACCGUUUGGUGUGGACAGCAUCGAAGGUGGGUUGCUGAUGCUUGGUUGUGGUUAUUUGGCUGCGAUGGCAGCACUGGUGUUCGAGCUGUUGUCAUGGAAGCUCGAGAGAGAAAGAGUCGCCAGACGGUUGGCCGAUAAGUGGAGGCAACAAAUACAACGCAAAAAGCUAGCAAGAUGGGGCAAGCUUUGAAUUACCCAGGAAUGCUAAAUUUUAAUUCUUUUUAUAUGAACUCAAGCAACACGACUCUGUAAAAUCAAUUAAAAUGGCAAUUCUAACAACUUCAUCACCCCAACACAAGCUCUUUAUUAUGCCCUAAGUAACUAAUUAUGCCCUAACUAACUACUUAACUACUUAUCGUUCACUUUGAAUUUUUACUGAAGUUAAAAAAGUGUAACUUUUUAUUAAUUUAUUGCUUCAAUCAAGUGAAAUGAACUUUAAUU
Wyeomyia smithii (pitcher-plant mosquito) is the source of this 2046-nucleotide messenger RNA. RefSeq lists its product as uncharacterized. The transcript has 4 exons. The record is from RefSeq and is a predicted model, not a curated record. Lineage: Eukaryota; Metazoa; Arthropoda; Insecta; Diptera; Culicidae. Bases 83 to 1795 code for a protein of 570 amino acids. Gene Ontology annotation, molecular function: glutamate-gated receptor activity. Gene Ontology annotation, cellular component: membrane.